Molecule: messenger RNA, 1569 nt
Organism: Pipistrellus kuhlii (Kuhl's pipistrelle)
Lineage: Eukaryota; Metazoa; Chordata; Mammalia; Chiroptera; Vespertilionidae
Gene: PIGC
Product: phosphatidylinositol glycan anchor biosynthesis class C
Exons: 2
Coding region: 404-1297 (297 amino acids)
Biological process (GO): GPI anchor biosynthetic process
Cellular component (GO): glycosylphosphatidylinositol-N-acetylglucosaminyltransferase (GPI-GnT) complex; membrane
Source: RefSeq, a predicted model, not a curated record
GUCCUGUCCCUGUACGUUUGCAUAAGUGGCAGCGACAGGCAUGCAGAGGCAGGGCUUGGGGACGCCCUGAGCUCAUCCACAAACCUCAGGGGGUGUGAACCCCGAGUUAGGAGCUGGUUUGGAGGGAGGCACAGGCUUUGGGGUCAGACUCUGCAUAUGGCUCCACCGUUUACCAUUGUUAACUUGGGAACUUGGCUGUGUUGUCCUGCCUCAGAGAAGAAACUCCUCUUGCAGGCCUUGCCUGGGUGGCAGCCUUUGAGAACAAGGGAAGGUCGGCACAAUAUCAACCACAACACAGCAUGGGAUUUCCGGAGAGGUCUUAUUUCGAGACUUUAUAAAGAACAAGAACCACAUGGACUUCUGCAUGGGAGAUUGAGCCGGCCCGAGUGUGAGGAGAAGGAUAAUGUGUGACCAGCCUGUAACCAGCACCACGGAGAUCAGGUGGCAGAAAGUCUUAUAUGAGCGACAGCCCUUUCCUGACAACUACGUGGACCAGCGGUUCCUGGAAGAGCUCCGGAAGAACAUCCACGCCCGGAAGUACCAGUACUGGGCUGUGGUGUUUGAAUCCAGCGUGGUGAUACAGCAGCUGUGCAGUGUCUGCGUGUUUGGGGUCAUCUGGUGGUAUAUGGACGAGGGUCUUCUGGCCCCUCAUUGGCUUUUAGGGAUGGGCCUGACGUUGUCACUGAUUGGCUACAUUUUGUUCGAUCUCCUUGAUGGAGGGGAAGGGCGGAGGAAGAACGGGCGGACCCGGUGGGCUGACCUCAAGAGCGCCCUGGUCUUCGUUACGUUCACGUACGGGUUUUCGCCUGUGCUGAAGACCCUGACCGAGUCCGUGAGCACCGACACCAUCUACGCCAUGUCGGUCUUUAUGCUCUUGGGCCACCUCAUCUUCUUCGACUAUGGUGCCAAUGCCGCCAUCGUAUCCAGCACCCUGUCCUUGAACAUGGCCAUCUUUGCUUCCGUCUGCCUGGCCUCACGCCUGCCCCGGACCCUACAUGCCUUCAUCAUGGUGACGUUUGCCAUCCAGAUUUUUGCCCUGUGGCCCAUGUUACAGAAGAAACUGAAGGCAUGUACUCCCCGCAGCUACGUGGGAGUCACACUGCUCUUUGCGUUCUCAGCCUUGGGGGGCCUGUUGUCCAUUAGCGCGGUGGGAGCCACCCUCUUUGCACUUCUGCUGGUGUCUAUCUCCUGCCUCUGCCCUUUUUACCUCAUUCGCCUGCAGCUUUUUAAAGAAAACAUUCACGGGCCUUGGGAUGAGGCUGAGAUCAAAGAAGACUUGUCCAGGUUCCUCAGCUAAGUGAGGGAACUCCGUUCUGUUGUUCAGGCAAGCUGACAGACCAGCCUGCCAACUAGGAUCCAGCCGAAGGCAGAGUUCCAUUCUGGAAGCAGCAGGCUGAUGUGGUGGGAGACCCCGAGGCUCUGGUGGUGAAGGUGCUGUCCCUUCUGUCGUUUGGUGGAUGAAAAACGCUUUCUGGGGCCCUCAGGCAUGGCUACCUCCCAUGUCUUACUCACUGUAACAAAGGAAGUGAUGCGGUUUCUAUUUAUUAAAAACUAACAACAUAUCCAGCA